Messenger RNA from Bactrocera oleae (olive fruit fly), 570 nucleotides. RefSeq names its product vitelline membrane protein Vm34Ca. The record is from RefSeq and is a predicted model, not a curated record. Lineage: Eukaryota; Metazoa; Arthropoda; Insecta; Diptera; Tephritidae.
AACGCGCGAGAAAUACGAUGAAGCAAGCACAAGUUGAACUGUCUGCAGCCAAACAACUCAACGCAAACAAACUCAGUGAAAAUGAAACUCUUCGCCGUCGCCGCCUUUAUUGCCACUUUGGCCUUCGCCAGCGCUGAUGUCUCUCACCUGGGCUAUGGCUACAACCAACCCGCUGCUAGCGUUCCAGUGAACUCCUACAUUCCACCUGCAGCUAGCGCUCCAGCUCCGGUCUACAGUGCCCCAGCUCCAGUUUACCAACCAGCUGCUGCUGCCCCAGAACCAGUCUAUGCUGCCCCAGCCCCAGUUUACCAGCCAGCUCCAGUCUAUCAAUCCGCCCCAUCUGUUCCAGUCUCAUCAUACAUCCCACCGGCAGCAACCGCUCCAGAACCAGUCUACUCUGUCCCUGUUUCAGCUCCAGUUUAUGCACCAGAACCAGCUGCCUCUGAAGUCUAUGAGCAACCCGCUGAAGAUGGUUAUAGAUACCGCACUGUGCGUCGUCGUGUUUUCAAGCACCGUCGUUUCUAAACUAUGAACUGAUUUCUGAAAUAUAUUUGUUGUUAACUGGUAAAA